AUGCCAGACCACGAGAAAAGGGACGCAGAACAGGAGCACAUGAAUGUGCCUCUGCCCAGUGAAGAUGAGGCAGAGAUGUCUAGCGACGACGGCUUCACUGUCGUCGCUAACAAAAAAACGAAAACAGGGGAAACAAGCAGGAUUCGCCCCCCUCUCACGAACCCGGCCUACAACAAGCAGGGCGCGCGCGCGCGUAAAACCCCGGCACGCCGGACUCAAGACCCGGAGAGCCAGCCGGCCCCCAGCACGAGUGCAGGUUCGAGCCCUGCCUCAGCAGAACCAGCCCCUCAGGCACCCAAAAAGAUGCAGGUUAAACCCCUGUUUGUUUUUGUCGACCAGGCACAUAGCUACCCGGUCAUAAAAGCUGCAUUAGAUGCAGCCCUGCUAGAAAAGUGGUCGUGCAUAAGUAGAGGGCACGACCAGCUAAUGGUACACACCGCCACAGUCACAGAGUACCACAGGGCAGUGAAGGCCCUAGAAGCGGCCGGAGUGCAGCACUCCGUGCUACUACAGCGGGACGAGAUCCCAAAUAAAUUCGUUUUCUGCCGCGUCCACAGCAGCAUGGACAAGGCUUUCAUUCAGGGGGAGUUCCAAAGAAUGGGACUCCCAGUACAAAAUUUUUGGUUCCUGACCAAUAGGCAGACCAGGCAACCAAUAAACAAAUUAGUGGUUGAACUCCCGAAGGCCAUUAACACAGACAAGGUCUACGCCAUCAAGUCCUUUGGUGGCCUCAACAUCAGAGUUGAGGACUACAGGCACCCUAAGGGCCCACUACAAUGUGGGAACUGUCAGCGAUUUGGCCACUCUGGCAAAGGCUGCAGAGCCUCCCCUGUGUGUCGCUGGUGUAGCCAGGGCCACAAAACUGAGGUGUGCCCCCAGGGAGGGGACAAAAAACAGAUGAAGUGCGCGCGCUGCGACGGCCCGCACUCUGCGAACUAUAGAGGCUGCAUGGCCUUUAAGAGAGAAAACUGGCGUCACCUCCCGCAGCAAGAAAGGAAGGAACGCGAGCUACAAUCUAAGCGCGCAAUGCGCGACAAUAGGCGAGCUGCAGCAGCAGCUCCAGUCCCCCCUCCCCCGCAACACGCGGGCCCCUCUGGGUGCCAGCCCCAGCCCCCCAGACAGGCGUGGAGAGCCCCCAGCUACCCCGCCCCGCAACAGUACAAUCAGUACACAGUUUUGGCCGACAGGUAUGAAACUGAGUAUCCAGUCAUUGCCAACCCGUGGAGGCCUAGAGGCCAGCCCCAAACACAAAGACCCCCGAAGAAAAACCUAACGGGGCACAAGAAUGGCAAAGGGAGACAGCCCCCAGUGGAACAGCCGGCCCCGAGGCAGGAACAGCCUGCGACACGGUCCCCUCCCCCCCCUCCCAAGGCUCCAGAGCAGCCAAUCACGCGGGCAGCGCCCGCAGCCACCGACAUGCAGGUAGAGCAGGCACAAACAGUGCAGCCAACUGCUCCACUGCAGCCGAGCCCCGUAAUAAAGCCAGCCCCUGGCCCUAGUGAAUUCCUGAAGGUUGUCCAGCAAUCUAAAACCUUCGCCCAGGAUCCGAACCUGGCCCAGGUCCUAGAGCCGAUGUGCCAACUGAUGGCCAUCUGGUGCAACCCGGCCAUGUCCCUUCAGGACAAAGUACAAGCCACCAUGGGCUUCGUGACUACCCUAGCGGCCAGCUUCAAUGGCCAACAAUCGUAA
This is a messenger RNA of Bacillus rossius redtenbacheri, 1689 nucleotides long. RefSeq lists its product as uncharacterized. The record is from RefSeq and is a predicted model, not a curated record. The transcript has a single exon. The coding region runs from base 1 to 1689 and encodes 562 amino acids. NCBI's taxonomy places the organism in Eukaryota, Metazoa, Arthropoda, Insecta, Phasmatodea, Bacillidae.